AGUUCUCCUGGAAACAAAAUGUCCCGUAAUAAAGAGGUGCUCAACUUUGAGGACACCUAUGCCGGUAUCUCUGAUGAAGAAGAGGAUGCCUUCAACGAUGAGACUUUUGGCACAGGUGUUGCCGUUGGGUCUGACUUCAACUUUGGGGGAGACUCUUCAGCCUCAACGAAAAGUAGUGGGUUGCACUAUGCCCAAGUUGCUGGUUCUCACAAGGCCAAUGUUGCCUAUAAUGACGAUCAAUUGAAGCCAAUUGAGGGUCUUUGGGGCCAAGGUAGUAAAGAUGCUAUCUCUGCCGACGAAUUGGAGGCUAAGCUUCAGAGCUCUGUUGCACAGGCUCAGCAGCAGACUCAGCAACAAACUGAGCAGCAGCAACAGGCUCAGCAAUUCCCAGGUGGCUAUCCUCCACUAAACAUGGGUUAUAACUUUCUCCCACCUGGAUUCAUCCCUCCGCAAGGCUAUGGCCAAUUUGCAGUUCCUCCACCUCAGCAGUUCCAACAGUUUCAACAGUUCCCUCCAAUGGAUCAACUGAUGAUUCAGCAGGGCCAAUUCCCUCCUCAAGGUGUCAAUGUCAAUGCAGGGCAAGGUAUUCCACAGGCUGGUCCUCAGGGACAGUUCCAACCACCUCCAGGGUUCCAACAGUUGGCUCCACAGCCUGUUCAAGGUCAGGGACAAGCUCAAGGACAAGCUCCUCAACAGUUGCAGGAACCAGCUCCUCAGGAAACCCAGCCUCAACUUUCUGGUUCCCAACAAGGUGGUACUAAGGUCGAUCUCUCUGACUUCCCAGUUCUCGGCUCCAAUGAGAAACGUGUUCAAAGCCAAGGACAUCAGCACCAGCGUCAGCAGCAACAGAACCAAGGUCAAAACCAGAGAUCUUACCGUCAACGUCACCAUCACCAUGAUAACUUUGACGAAUUGCCGGAGGAGGAGAAACAACGUAUCAUUAAACGUCAACAAAAGGUCCACCGUAUCACACAGUUCUGUGGUAUUAUGACUCCUCGUGAUAAAGAUUUCGUCAGUCGUGUUCAACUGUCACAAAUUGUGACGGAUGAUCCUUACAUUGACGAUUUCUACUUCCAAGUCCAUCGUCUUUUGAAAACUGGAAACGCUGAAGUUGAUAACAACAGCGUUGCACAGUCAUACCUGGAUCUCUCUGGUCACAGGCUAGGAGGACGUGAUCAAAGAGCCGAAGUUGCACUCCAAAGAAUGCAACAGCAGGUUCAAAAGGCCGUGAGCUAUGUUAAGGAACGUGCAAAAAAUCACCCUGCUAACGGUGGUAGAGGUAAUGCAUUGGGAAAGACUAGCACCUUGGGUAAGACUCCAAGAAAGCAGCUAGAAAUCACACUCAAAUCAGACGUUCCUGUUUCAACAAAGAGUGGAAGAAAGUCAAUCCUACUCCAGAUUGAAAACAUCUACCAGAAGGUGUUGGAGUUGGAGAGUGCGCAGAGAGAGAAUAAGCCACUGGAUGUUGAAGGACUUUGGGAAUCUUUGAAACUGUUUGAAGAGUCUGAUAAUAUGAACUUCUUCAUCCAGAUCCUCUCCUUUGAAAAGGGCCUGAAAAUCUUCCCAAGAAUCUAUGGGUUCUUGGAUAGACAACAGAAGUUGACAAUUAUCACAUUAAUAUUUGCAAAUUUGUCCUUGAUCAAAGUUGUUGCUGAAUCCUCUUUCAAGAACCAUAAGGAUGAUCAGAUCCCUGCUAAGGUUCAAAGAACCAUUGAGCUCUUCCAACACGUUGUCCUCAAGACCAUCAUGGUGUUUUUAUCCUAUGACACUGCCAUUACUGAGAUCAUUGGUCUCUUAACCAUUUUAAUCGAACAUAACAAUGUUGCCUUCUUGGCCACGUCCAAACUAGGUACUUCAUUGAUUACGAUUCUACUUUCAAGAGGUGAAAUUAUUAAGCAAGAGCAGAACGUUUCCUCUGAAGAUUUGAAAGAUUGGUCCAACGCUUAUGAUAAGUUGUUCUCAUCCUUAGAGACCAAGCUUUCCCUGUUGUUCCCUUCAAAGAGCUCAAACUACGACGACUCUUACAUUUGGCAAUUCUUUGCCUCGUUGGCAUUGAGUGGUAAAUUGAACCAUCAGAGAAUCAUCGUCGAUGAGAUUAGAGAUGAAAUCUUUGGUUCUCUCGCAAAGGCGAAGGAGAGCGACGACGCGACAAAGAUGAUGAUCAUCUCCAACUUGAACUUGUUCUUGAACGUGAUUGGAUUAACUGCCAAAGGUGAUGAAAUUGUCGAAUUGAAAGAAGCUUGAAGGUGUUAUAGUUUACAGUUGUUAGUUUUGUUAAUCCAAUCUCUUUUUCUCUCAUUAUCAGUGGCAGCUCCAGUAAUCGGCAUGUGGGUCCACUGAGCUGCCUCAUACUUCUUCCUAUGGCUUAUUUUGCCGUAGUUAAAGCUUCCUCUUCGGUAUUUCUUGAAACGGUGUAAGUGUUUGAGUCUAGGGUACUUCCUAUAUGGGUAUGUUGUGGUGUUUGGAUGUUUUAUGACACAUCAUGAUUAUACAAGCUACUUGAAGCAAGAGUUUAGCUACUUGCUGCUGAAGCCGGAUCCUAAUGACUAUCUACGAAUGUAUACCACAUAGAAUAAUAUCAUAUAUC
Messenger RNA from Williopsis jadinii, 2587 nucleotides. RefSeq names its product deadenylation-dependent mRNA-decapping factor PAT1 (gene PAT1). Bases 19 to 2244 code for a protein of 741 amino acids. The transcript has a single exon. Gene Ontology annotation, biological process: P-body assembly; deadenylation-dependent decapping of nuclear-transcribed mRNA. The record is from RefSeq and is a predicted model, not a curated record. Lineage: Eukaryota; Fungi; Ascomycota; Saccharomycetes; Phaffomycetales; Wickerhamomycetaceae. Gene Ontology annotation, molecular function: RNA binding. Gene Ontology annotation, cellular component: P-body.